GCCCAGUACCUUCAAGAGCUGUAGAGAGCAACAAUGCCUCAGAGUUACUUAGCUUGAUGACUUAGAAGCAUCAUGCCCUGCCGCUACUAGUGUGUUUUCGCGCGACGGUGCCACUAUCAAACUCGUUGCCCUCCAGUCGAUGGCUCUGUAAUAAUAUGAUGACACCUUGAGUUGUGGAAGCGAGCUGGUGUACAGGGCUGCACCGGGUUGACAAGGCCGCAGCAACAGCCUUGCUGUUGGCCAUGCCCCGCACGAAGGAGAGCCGGACGCAGUCUGAGAAGCUGGUUCCCGAUGGCGUGGAGUCUUCCACGUCUCCCUCACACUCAUUCCCCGCCUACGACGGGAGCUUGCCGGGGGUCCCGGCGGGGGGAGCUGAGGCGUCUACAGCUCCGGCAGGAAGGAGCUCAAUGGCCUCGACGUCUGGUGUCAACACGGCCAUCCCGCCCCACUCAUCCCUGACGGAGGCGGCGCCCAUGCCGUCAGGACAGCAUGCUGUUCCCGGUUUAGCUAGUGGUGGCGGCAGCAGCACAAUGGCGGCCAUGGAGAUCCAAGAGUCACUACUCCCACCACAGCCGCCACCCUCAUUCGAACAUCCCAUACCACUGGGGCGGCGACGCUGGAUGGUGGCCAUGUUUUGUGUAGUUGCGGCCCUACUGUUUGCGGACCAGAACCUGCUGGCGCCAAACCUGACGGAGGCGGCCGAGUACUUCGGUAUGAAUGAGCAGGAAAAGGACACGCUGCUGGGCGGGGCGCUGAUGGCGGCGUUCUUCGCUGUGGGAGCGCCUGCGGCUCUGCUGGUCGGGUGGCUGGCCGAUCGUGGCGACAUCAACCGCCGCUCGCUGCUGUUUUGGGUGGUUGUAAUUGGGGAGACGCCCUGCUUGCUCACAUAUUGGGUGAAGGAGUUCUGGCAAUUCUUUCUGCUUCGCGCGCUAACGGGUAUAGCGGUGGGCGGCUGCUUCCCGCUGGUGUUCAGUCUGUUGGGGGAUCUGUUCCCGCCGCGCAAGCGGGCGGCUGUGAGUGCGGUGGUGCAGAUCGCUACGGGCGCAGGUAUCGCCGUAGGGCAGGCUCUCAGCGGCUCCAUCGGCCCCGCUACAAAUUGGCGGGUGCCGUUUGUCGUGGUCGCUGCUCCCUCGCUGGUGAUGGCGCUGGUGAUGCAGCUCACCACCACAGAGCCACCCCGUGGCGCAUUUGAGGAGGCAUUACAGGAACGGUACGCGGAGGGCGCCUCCUACGAGGGCUCCAUCAGUUGGGCCAAGCUCAAGAUCCUGUUGCGCUGCCCCAGCAACGCACUGGUGAUCGCGCAGGGCCUGCCUGGCAGCCUUCCUUGGGGCAUGGUGCUCACCUACUUCAAUGACUUCAUGUCGCAGCAAAAGGGGUUCACAGUGCAGGCCGGUACGCUGGUGCUGCUGAUGUUCGGGGCUGGGGGCGCUGGGGGCGUGGUCCUUGGUGGAGCCUUAGGCCAGUGGCUGUACAACAAACGCAAGGAGUACCAGGCGCUCCUUGCCGGUGGCUGCGUUCUGCUGGGCAUCGCGCCCCUGUAUGUGCUCAUCAACGCAGACCUCCAAGCAAUGGGCCUCGGGGCCACAUGCGUGCUGUCAGCAAUCGGCGGAGCAGUAGCAUCUGUGGCAGGCCCCAACCUGCGGUCCGUGAUGCUCAAUGUAAACGAGCCCGAGACACGAGGCGUUGCGCUUGCGCUGCAGUCCAUGACAGACGACUUGGGCAAGGGCCUUGGCCCGGUGCUGGUAGCGGGUCUCAUCCACGCGAUGGGUCGUAUGGGAGCCUUCAAUGUGGCCACUGCAGGCUGGGUGCCCUGCUCCGUCUUGCUUGCCAGCCUGGCUUGCUGCAUGCGGAAGGACGAGGCGGCCAUGCAGACUCGCCUGGCGAAGGCCAGUGAGGAAGCGGCUGCGGCGGCCGCAGCGGCUCAGGCGGAAGCGGGCGGGACCGGGGGCGGCAUCACCGUGCCACCGCCGUCCUGGUCCGGUGGCGGUCAACAGGGAGGUGCUGGGCUGACGGCGUCGGCACUGCUGGUCGGGGAUGGGCGGCAUGAGCUGGCCAAGACACGGCUGUUAGAGGGCUGCGAGGAGAGCUCCUCGGUAGCCCCGGCAUCGAUGGCUACAUGGCCCAUUGGAGCAGGGCCGGGGCCAACUGCAGCUGCUGAUUCAGGCGGUGGGGUUGCCCUGUACAGCAGCGGAUCCCACGACAAUGGCCGCGGGCGUCCAACACUAUCAGCUGCAGGGCAUCCUGCAGCCCAGGAUGCAGGACCGGGGCGGCUAUACCAGGUCGAUGGGCAUGGAGGUACUGGUGUUGAAAGUGGCAGUGCCGGGCGCUGCCAACAAAGAGGGGCCGGGAGUGGGUCAGGUCGCCAGCUGCCGGUAUCCGCUGGUGCGGCAUCCGGUGACCUCUGAUGGCGUAGCCCGGGCGCACCGAAGGCCUGCUUUUGGGGUUGCAGAUGGAGCUCGCUGUUGAGGAGUCGACUUGGCGAUGACGAUGAUGACGGAGCCGGCUGCGGCUGAGACAAGAAUCAUAGACAGACUAGAGCGAUCCAGGCUGUGUAUUUAGGCGCUUGGUGAGGGGGCAGCUGUCCUGCAUCGAGAAGUGCCAGGCUGGCGGCCGCCACACGCCGCGGAGUAGGGCUCGUGUGUUUGAGCAUUUGUGACCGCAAUGAUGACGGCGGCGCAAUGCGCCAGGAGCGGUGCACGAAGAAAGAGGCGAAGCAUGCUCAAGCGCUUAGCUCCGGCAGCGGGAGCCGUAGGGCAAGGGCGAGCAAACUUGCUGCUUGGCACGGGCCAUCGUGAGGAGCAGCGGCAGCAGUGUUUGGAAUGGUCGUCUAGGGUUUGUCGACGUGGGUUGCCCAAGACUGUCGGCUACAAAGUGACAGUGCUAGACACAGAGGUAGAGUGAAGGCCACAAGACACGGUUUUACAGGCAUGAGAUGAUGGUCUGAGCGCUAGUGAGCGCUUCAGUGUGCACACCAGGCCACAUCAAAGCGAGUUUGAUGUUGAGGGCAUGAGCGCUACCCCAUCUGCCGCACUUGAUACGACAUGUUGCUUGUGGGAUGCACACUGAUGUCUCUUCGGUAGCGUAUUAAACAGGCGUCUUUCUCGGAGCAUCUGUGAGCUAAGUAUCUGGGAGAGAUGACAUACCUGUCAACCAUGUGCAGUUUGGAGUGGUGUGUACACUCAGGUACACUUGUGUGUGCAUGGUAUGUACGAAGGGAGCAUGUGGUGUGCACCUCCAGUCACAACGCAGGGUCGUCGUAUGUCCUGGAGCGUCACUACAGGUGCAGGGGGGGGAGAGCGUGUGCACUGAGCGAGGAAAGUGCUAGUGGUGGGGAUGGGGCGCAUGGGGUGUUCGAGAAGGAUCUUGAC
This is a messenger RNA of Chlamydomonas reinhardtii, 3368 nucleotides long. RefSeq lists its product as uncharacterized. NCBI's taxonomy places the organism in Eukaryota, Viridiplantae, Chlorophyta, Chlorophyceae, Chlamydomonadales, Chlamydomonadaceae. Gene Ontology annotation, cellular component: membrane. Bases 243 to 2405 code for a protein of 720 amino acids. Gene Ontology annotation, biological process: transmembrane transport. Gene Ontology annotation, molecular function: transmembrane transporter activity. The transcript has 13 exons. The record is from RefSeq and is a predicted model, not a curated record.